CCGGUUUCUUUUCUUCCCUUUAUUUUUUCCGGGGUUAUUCUUUUUGAAUUUGGAGGAGAUCAUAAAACAUAUCGUACGCACUCAGCCGAGCCGAGGGGCUCCUUGUUUUUGUCAUUUUAUUUCCUGUUCCCGCCGGCACUCGGCGGAGAAAGAAAAAGGAAGAAGGAAUCACAGAGGAAGAAAGGAAGCGACGGAGAAGCACUACUUCGGCGGCCGCCAGACCGCAUUGCCGGAAAUCGAUACGGGGCAGCAGUUUUUUUUGUGUGUGUAGAUUGUUAGAAAGGAUACACAAUGUCCGAAGAGGAGAAAUUGUUGAAAGAGGCGAAGAAAUUGCCUUGGGAAGAUCGGUUGUUGCACAAGAACUGGAAAGUGCGUAACGAAGCCAACAUCGACUUGGCUGCCCUUUGCGAUUCCAUCACCGAUCCAAAGGACCCCCGGUUACGAGAAUUCGGCCCGUUGUUCAGGAAAACUGUGGCGGAUUCAAAUGCACCUGUGCAAGAGAAAGCACUCGAUGCGUUGAUAGCUUUUCAACGAGCUGUAGAUGCUGAUGCUGGAAGGUUCGCGAAGGAGGUAUGUGAUGCAAUUGCUGCAAAGUGUCUUACUGGUCGGCCAAAGACAGUGGAGAAGGCACAGGCAGCAUUCAUGCUUUGGGUAGAGCUGGAGGCAGUGGACGUUUUUCUGGAUGUAAUGGAGAAAGCUAUCAAGAACAAAGUUUCUAAAGCUGUUGUGCCUGCAAUUGAUGUUAUGUUUCAAGCUUUAAGUGAGUUUGGCGCCAAAGUUAUUCCACCAAAGCGGAUUUUGAAGAUGCUGCCAGAAUUAUUUGAUCAUCAGGAUCAAAAUGUUAGGGCUUGCUCAAAAGGACUUACCCUUGAGCUUUGUCGAUGGAUUGGCAAAGACCCCGUGAAGUCAAUAUUGUUGGAGAAGAUGCGUGAUACUAUGAAAAAAGAGCUGGAGGCCGAGCUCGCUAACGUUUCUGGGGCUGCUAAGCCAUCUCGCAAAAUCAGGUGUAUUAGCUGCCUAUUCUAGAGUCAAGUUCGUGCUCUUUAUACCAUGGAUCUGAGCAAGACAAGGAGCCAGAGCCGGAAAGUGUAGCAGAAGCUGUCGGUCCUAGUCAAUCUGAAGAAUCUGUGGCUGAUGUGCCCCAGGAAAUCGAUGAAUAUGAGCUUAUUGAUCCUGUUGAUAUUUUGACUCCUCUAGAAAAGUCAGCCUUUUGGGAUGGCGUGAAAGCUACCAAAUGGUCAGAAAGAAAAGAGGCUGUGGGAGAGCUGACCAAGCUGGCUUCGACAAGGAGGAUAGCGCCUGGUGAUUUUUCUGAAGUUUGCCGGACAUUGAAGAAGCUUAUUACGGAUGUGAACAUAGCUGUUGGAGUUGAGGCAGUCCAAGCAAUCGGAAAUCUUGCAAGGGGUCUCAGGACACACUUCUCUGCAAGUUCUCGGUUCUUGUUGCCCGUGUUACUUGAAAAAUUGAAAGAGAAGAAGCCUACAAUGGCCGAGGCACUGACACAAACACUGCAAGCUAUGCAUAAGGCAGGAUGCUUAAAUCUUGUAGACAUUGUUGAUGAGAUUAAGACAGCAACCAAAAAUAAAGUUCCCCUAGUGCGUUCAUUAACUUUGAAUUGGGUGACAUUUUGCAUUGAAACGAGCAGCAAGGCUGUUGUUUUGAAGGCACAUAAGGAUUAUGUGCCCAUUUGUAUGGAGUGUCUCAAUGAUGGGACCCCUGAAGUGAGGGAUUCAGCAUUUGCAGCUUUGGCAGCAAUAGCUAAGUCGGUUGGUAUGAGGCCCUUGGAGAGGUCGCUGGAGAAACUGGACGAUGUUAGGAAAAAGAAGCUUUCUGAAAUGAUUGCAGGUUCAGGAAGUGGUGCCACAGCUGUUACAAGCUCAGAUACCGGUCAAGCUGUUGGCAGUAUUGCAUCUUCUGCUGAGACCACCGGGGGUUCUUUUGUGAGGAAGUCCGCAGCUAGCAUGCUUAGUGGGAAGAGGCCUGCUGCAGCUGCUCCUGCCAACAACAAAAAGCCUGGGUCUGCAAAGGUUGGUACCACUAAGAAAGGCGAUGGAGCUGGCCGUGCUGACGCUUCGAAGAUUGAACCACCUGAGGAUGUUGAACCAGCAGAGAUGGGUCUUGAAGAGAUAGAGAGCAGAUUAGGUUCUCUUGUGCAAGCUGAGACCAUUACUCUGUUGAAAAGCACUGUGUGGAAAGAACGGCUUGAAGCAAUGUCCUCAUUGCGACAACAAAUUGAGGGCUUACAGGAUCUUGAUCAGUCAGUGGAAAUUUUGACACGUUUAGUCUGUGUCCUUCCUGGUUGGAGUGAAAAAAAUGUUCAGGUCCAGCAGCAGGUUAUUGAAGUUGUCACCCAUCUAGCUUCAACAGCAAAAAAAUUCCCGAAGAAAUGUGUCGUACUCUGUAUACUGGGCAUAGGUGAACGGGUAGCUGAUAUUAAGACCAGAGCACAGGCUAUGAAGUGUCUUACCACUUUCUCAGAAGCUGUUGGUCCUGGAUUUGUUUUUGAACGACUUUACAAAAUCAUGAAAGAACACAAGAAUCCUAAGGUUCUUAGUGAGGGGAUAUUGUGGAUGGUCUCAGCAGUUGAGGACUUCGGUGUGUCACUCUUAAAGCUUAAGGACUUGAUUGAUUUCUGUAAAGAUAUUGGGCUGCAGUCAAGUGUUGCUGCCAGCAGAAAUGCCACAAUCAAGCUUUUAGGUGUUUUGCACAAGUUCGUUGGUCCAGAUAUCAAGGGUUUUCUGGCGGAUGUCAAACCUGCUUUGCUUAGUACACUCGAUGCAGAGUAUGAGAAAAAUCCUUUUGAGGGUGCUGCUGCAGCUCCUAAGAGGACAGUCAAGGCAUCUGAAGCCACAGCCGCUCCAUCUUCUGGUGGAUUGGAUGGCUUGCCUCGUGAAGACAUUAGUGGAAAAAUAACGCCUACUCUUCUGAAAGGCUUUGAAAGUCCUGAUUGGAAGAUCCGAUUAGAGUCUAUUGAAGCUGUUAAUAAGAUUUUGGAGGAGGCUAAUAAGCGCAUUCAACCAAUGGGAACUGGUGAUCUGUUUGGUGCUCUUAGAGGUCGUCUAUAUGACAGCAAUAAGAAUCUGAUCAUGACAGCUUUGGCAACAAUUGGUGGUGUUGCUUCUGCUAUGGGUCCUGCUGUGGAGAAGUCCAGCAAGGGCAUUCUCUCGGAUAUUUUGAAAUGUCUUGGCGAUAAUAAGAAACAUAUGAGAGAAUGUACAUUGGCUACACUGGAUUCCUGGGUUUCUGCUGUUCAUUUUGAUAAAAUGGUUCCAUACAUCGCAACUGCUUUGGUUGAAAAUAAGCUUGGUGCUGAAGGGCGCAAGGAUCUCUUUGAUUGGUGCUCAAAACAGUUGUCUGGCUUGAGUGAUUUUUCCGAUGCUGUGCAUCUCUUGAAACCAGUUGGUUCCGCAAUGACGGACAAGUCGGCCGAUGUUCGAAAGGCUGCAGAAGCAUGCAUCAUCGAGGUUGUGAGAGUCUGUGGAACAGAGACUAUUGAGAAGCAUCUGAGGGACAUUCAGGGGCCAGCAUUAGCUAUUAUUAUGGAGCGUAUUAGACCUGAUUCUUCCUUUCAAGCAGAGCCGUUUGAUUCGGCAAAAGCAAUGCCAUCUGUCCCGGCAUCUAGGGCUAGCACAAAGGUCGGAAGAUCAGCUGCUAAUGGCGUCUCAAAGCAUGCAAACAAAGCAGUUUCCUCUAGAAUUGCACCAGCUAAGGGUUCGAGGGUAGAUCCAGUCUUGGCUGCUCAUGACAGGGCUGUACAAUCACAGGCAUUAUUGAAUGUUAAAGACUCGAACAAGGAUGAGAGAGAGAGAAUUGUGGUCAAACGGUUUAAGUUUGAAGAACCUCGUCUGGAACAGAUUCAAGAACUUGAGGUUGAUAUGAAUAGAUAUUUUAGAGAGGACUUGCACAGACGGCUCCUUAGUACAGAUUUUAAGAAACAGGUUGAUGGACUUGACCUGCUACAGAAGGCACUUCCAUCCAUAAAGAAAGAAGUUAUCGAGGUUUUGGAUAUAUUGUUGAGGUGGUUUGUCUUGCAGUUUUGCAAGUCUAACACAACGUGCAUGUUGAAGGUUCUCGAAGUCCUCCCUGAACUUUUUGAGAUGCUUCAGAAUGAAGGAUACAAUUUAACUGAAGCAGAAGCAGCAAUAUUCCUUCCAUGCUUGUCAGAAAAGUUGGGGCAUAACAUCGAGAAAGUCAGAGAAAAGAUGCGUGAACUUGCCAAGCAGAUAAUUCAAGCGUACUCUGCAGCGAAAACUUUCCCAUAUAUCUUGGAGGGUCUGCGCUCAAAAAAUAACCGUACUCGCAUAGAGUGUGCAGACCUGGUGGGGUUCUUAAUAGAACAUCAUGGGACAGAGAUUGGUGGGCAGUUAAAAUCCCUCCAAGUGGUUGCCAGCUUGACAGCUGAAAGGGACGGUGAAACUCGGAAAGCUGCUCUAAAUGCUCUAGCCACUGGAUACAAAUACCUUGGUGAGGACAUAUGGAGAUUUGUUGGCAAGCUAACAGAAGCCCAAAAGAGUAUGUUGGAUGAUAGAUUUAAGUGGAAGGUCCGCGAGAUGGAGAAACGGAGGGAAGGACGUCCAGGUGAUGCUAGAGCUGCUUUGAGAAGAUCUGUUAGGGAAAAUGGGGCUGAGGUGGCGGAGCAGAGUGGAGAAGUAUCACAGUCUAUACCUGGUCCAGCACUUAUAAGGAAAAAUUAUGGUGUGCACGAUCAAAUGGAAAGACAUAUAAUUCCCUCUGCACUUGCUGGCGCAAACAGCCCAUCUGACUGGAAUGAAGCUGUUGACAUAAUUGCCUUUGGCUCUCCAGAGCAGUCAGUGGAAGGAAUGAAAGUUGUGUGCCAUGAGUUGGCACAGGCUACUGCUGAUCCUGAGGGCAGUACGAUGGAUGAAUUGGUGAAGGAUGCUGAUAGACUGGUUUCUUGUUUAGCGAACAAGGUUGCCAAGACUUUUGAUUUCAGUUUGACAGGAGCCUCAUCGAGGUCUUGUAAAUAUGUCCUGAACACCCUCAUGCAGACUUUUCAAAACAGGAGGCUUGCACAUGCUGUUAAGGAAAGCACAAUUGACAGUCUCAUAACAGAACUUCUACUUUGGCUUCUAGAUGAGAGGGUGCCUCAUAUGGAUGAUGGUAGCCAGCUUCUGAAAGCUCUAAAUGUGCUGAUGCUAAAGAUUCUGGAUAAUGCAGAUAGGACAUCUUCAUUUGCUGUUCUGAUCAAUCUCUUGCGCCCACUGGAUCCAUCUCGAUGGCCUUUACCUGCUUCGACAGAAGCUUUUGCCAUCAGGAAUCAGAAGUUCUCUGAUCUUGUUGUCAAAUGCCUUAUCAAACUCACAAAGGUUCUUCAAAGCACAAUUUACGAGGUCGAUCUUGACCGCAUUCUUCAAAGCAUCCACAUAUACUUGCAGGAGCUGGGAAUGGAAGAAAUUAGGAAAAGGGCCGGAGCUGAUGAUAAGCCACUGCGUAUGGUGAAGACUGUUUUACACGAACUUGUUAAGCUCCGGGGGGCUGCAAUUAAGGGUCACCUCUCUAUGGUUCCUAUAGACAUGAAACCGCAACCAAUCAUUCUUGCAUACAUUGAUCUCAACCUUGAGACUUUAGCUGCUGCAAGAAUGUUGACCUCAACUGGACCCGUUGGCCAAACUCAUUGGGGUGAUUCUACAGCUAAUAACGCAUCAUCUGCAACACACUCAGCCGAUGCCCAGUUAAAGCAAGAACUUGCAGCCAUAUUCAAGAAAAUUGGUGAUAAGCAGACAUGCACCAUUGGUCUUUAUGAACUGUAUCGUAUUACUCAGCUGUAUCCCAAGGUUGAUAUUUUUUCUCAGCUUCAAAAUGCUAGCGAAGCAUUUCGAACGUACAUUAGAGAUGGUUUAGCUCAGGUUUGUGUUUGUCCCCAGAUGGAGAAGAAUGCUGCAGCUGGAAGGACUCCUUCUAUUACGCCAAUGUCUACUCCUCCUCCAUCGGCUCUCAUCAAUGUUUCCUCACCUGACUUUGCACCUCUGUCACCUGUUCAAACAAACUCCUUAGGCGGUGACGUAAAGUCGUUGCACGUGAGGCCUGAGCCGCCAACCAACUUCCAUCUACCGCCCGCAUAUGGUGAAGAUGGCCGAGGAGGUCUCAAUGUGCUUGCUUCAAGAAGCCGCGUCUCUGAAAAUGACCAAAGAAAUGAGAAAUUGAGUAAGCAAUCCUUCGUGGUGACCACUGGGACGCUGGAUGCUAUAAGGGAGAGGAUGAAGAGCAUGCAACUAGCUGCAACCGGCGGGAAUGUACCCGACUCUGGUGCUAAGCCAUUAAUGUCUAUGAAUGACAAUGUGAACAACAACAACAGCUUGGCUGCUGCUCAGGUCGCUCCUCGUGCAGCCGAACAUGUGGAUGCUGAGAAUCCUGCACAUGGCGGGAUCCAUCCAAUGGACGAGAAGGCGCUCUCGGGGCUCCAGGCCCGAAUGGAAAGAUUGAGAAGUGGAUCUUUUGAUCAGCUGUAGGUAAAGUAAUGAGAGUCAGUGCUGAGAAUGCAAAUGCGGUAAAGUAACAGAGGAGGUGGGAGCAUGUUUCAUGCGCACAGAUUUUCGCCCCCAUUGAUGCCUGAAGCCGGUGAAUCAUUUCUAGUGCGCUUUAGGUUACUUCUGCGACCUUCGCGUCAUUUUGUAUAUUGUAGAUUCUUAAUUUUUUUCCCUCGGGUAGAUAUGCAAUAUAUAUCAAAAUUCCUUUUUGAUUUUUGUUGGCAGAAACAGACGGUUUAGUGCAAUUAAUCGAUUUGUAACUAUAGUGUAACCAAAGGCAGAAAUCUAUAUAGCUUAUCUACGACCAACUACACUAGAAUGGCGUGAGGCCAAAUCCAUAGGCGUGGUCAAAGCUCGUCUUAUGAGUGGAUAUCCCUCUGCUUGGUCCAAAAUCCCUCAAAAGAGUUCAAGUUGUUUCUGUGGCACCUCUAACUCUUGUACUCACUUUGAUGAUCCAUCAGUCGGACGAUCUAGUGACACUACUUGUCCUCGAGCUCUAGUGUAGACUAGAGUGCUUGUUAUGCAGUUUCGGU
Messenger RNA from Linum tenue, 7021 nucleotides. The record is from the annotation of a GenBank genome assembly. Lineage: Eukaryota; Viridiplantae; Streptophyta; Magnoliopsida; Malpighiales; Linaceae.